UGGCUGGGACCCUUAAAAAUUUAACACGUUCAAUGCCGCACUGAAGCCGUCCCCUACAUGUAUUGAUUUUAUUUACCAUCAACGUGAACUUCGUGCUUUUGCACCUAAUCCCCUUCUGUCAAAUUUAAUAUAGGCUAUUUUAUAGAUGAACAAAUGUAUUUAACCUAACUUCAAUCUAACCUUAAAACUUAUGUUUACCGCAGACAACGCAAUCUAUGCACAGAAAGAGAAAAACUCGAUAGGCCUAUUCUUAAGAAAAAUGCAUAUUUUCCCUGGAAAACGUACGCUAUAUGUGUAAAAAUUUGUCCAAACUAUAGUGAAAGAUUAUGAAAGUGCUCAGUGUGUGAGUGUGUUUUAAGUGAUAUCAGUGAAAAUGCCUAAAAGGAUCCCUUUUCACGUAGUGUAUGCGACUAGCGAAGACGUGAGCUACCCGGCGUGCGAGCUGAACAGCCAGGGCCCGGCGGCGCGCGGCUGGCGCAGCUCCGGGGCGCCCCCUCACGAGCUCCUGUUGCGCCUGGACAGUGUCACCAGCGUCCACAAGCUACAGUUGCUGGCGCAUCAUCAGCUCAUACCGGCAUGGGUGGAGGUGCUGGUGUCUGGGGGGCUGAUGUCCGAGGGGGCGGCGACCCCGUGUGGCGCCACGUACACUCCUGUAGGCUCCGUCGCCCUGGCCAAGCCUGACCCUCAAGCCAGAACCCGAGAACUAAGGUCAGCUAACCUGCCCGAGCCGACAGUGGCGAGAUUCGUCAAACUCCGCAUUUCAGGUCCGCAUCCACCAGCGGGCAACAAUGACCAAGUAGCGCUAAUGGCCGUAAACGUACUGGGCGAAGAAGUGGAAGAGCCGAGUGAUAAGCAAUCACCAACUGGCACCACAGCUGAACAAACCUACUCGCCGUAUGACGACCUGGCGUUUGUCAUGUACGUGGACAACGACAUCGCAGAUCUGGUCAGGAGUUUUGACGAGAAGAAAAAGCUCGCUGUGGCUGAGGAGCGGUUCGAAUACGCUCGACGCCUCAAGUCAGCCGGGGCCGCACUCACAUCAGCUGGCGUGAGGAUCGGGCGCUGGAGGCUGCGGAAGAGAACAGCAGCCGCAAGAGACGACUUCGAGCUGGCCAGACAAAUGAGGGACAGGAUCUCUGAUGCGCUGAUGGGCAUUAAGGAAGACCCAGAGAUCUGCAGGCUUUUGGAGGAAGACGGCCCAAAUUCACGCAACGAUUCGUCCAUGCCGCAAGACUACGAUUUCUCCCACCACCUCUCGCCGUCAGUGAUAGCCGGAGCUCUGAGCCUAGAUAUUCCAUCGCCGGUCCCUCCAAUAGACCCUGGCCCUGGAGAAGACGAAGCCGACGAACCCAUACAGCAAGUAGAGGAGGAGUAUGUUGAGGUUAUAACAGCUGAAGAAGAAACACCCCAACAGGUGUCUAGGGAAAAGUCACCCGUCCAAGAAAUCAUCCAAGCUCAAAUCGUCCAUAUGCACAUUCAAGAACAGAAAAUAGAAAGAGAGCCACAGAAGAGGGUAGAAAAAGAAGAGUGCAAGAAAGAGCGUGAAACUGACAGCCCUAGGCGGAGUAUCACUCCUAACGCCGCUAAUGGUGGCGUUCUAGUCCGAAGGAGAAAUAAGAGUGCUGGUCCAAGAUCUACUUUCGAAGCCUAUGAAGAACGCCUGCUCCCAGCAUUAAGGCACUCCCACACCAACGAGUACCUCCGCGAGGCUCGAGAGGAGGAAGGCAGCGGCGCCGGCAGCGCCUCCUCGCACGCGCGACCACCGCACAAGCUGAACGAACGAGAGAGGAAACAGGCUCAGCUACCGAUCAUCAUAUUUGGAUACCCUCUGGUGGAAAAGUUCUACUCCAAAACGUUCCUGGAUAAAGAAGAGGGGCUGACUCGCCUUCGCUCCGAGCUAACGACUCCGUCCAAUGGCAGUGGGAAGACCUCGCCCAACAAGACCGCCCGAGCCGCCGCCACGCUACUGCAGCGGACCUUGAGAGACAAAGUCUUCUCCGUCUACUGCCAGGCCAAUGAGCUCGUCAAAGUACUCUUCUUGGAGUUUAUGCCUGAAAGGGUUUGCGCAGCAGAAGUAGGCAGAUGCUUAGAGAAGAUCCUGCCAGAACUGCUGCGAGCCUGCGGUGAUCCGGCUCCAAGAGUCCACUCCACCGCGCAACACACCGUCCUGACAGUCGCUGACUGCCCACACGUCCGAGCCAUUCACAUAAUACCUCAGCAACUGGUGAGACCAGUGGCGGCCUCCAUGCACCCGCGACUAGCUCUGUCAAGACUUCAAAUGCUGGAACAGCUUAUACUAAGCCAUGGAAUCUCUACCGAUAAGAACAGCGGUCUAACAGUGCGCCGUCUAGCCGAGUGCGGCGCGGCAGGCGCGCAACACGCGUCCGGCGCGGUCAGGGCGGCCGCAGAACGCAUACUGCUGGCUGCAUACGCCAGGUCACCACGCGUGGUGCGAGCCCAGCUGCCGCCAGACGACGCCGUGACGCGCAGGAACCUCAUCUACCGGCAUCUGUUCCAGCAGUUUGACAGGAUUGACAUGCAGAAACUGCUAAACCAAGCGCCAACAGAAGACCAACUGAACGCAGGUGACCAGUCCGCCACUGAUCCUCUAGAAACUGCCAGUGUCUCUCAGUCGACCAGGAGUGGUGCGACCACUGUCAGUGGCAUGACGUCAUCAUUCAUGACCUCUUCACUUGGAGCCACUUCUUCUUACAGCCUCAAAUCAAUGGCAUCAAACACCAGCGCCUCUACACUCGCACCAAGCUUAAGCGGUAGUUUCACAUCAGCAAAAACGAAAAGCAGCUUGAAAAAGACUCCGACAAAAAGAUACACACCAACUAAGAACAAAGAUUUCACAAUAGGGUACAACAAACUCAGGCUCGACAGCGCUACCAGCCCAAAACAUUCCCCGAAAACACCGAGUUCUGGAGAAAAGGUCCACUUCCAAGAUAAUCGCCCCGAAGAAGUCGUACUAAGACGUGCCAACCGCAACACCGAAAACCGUCACUCCAUGAUACACUACGACCAUGAUAACUCAAAGCCUCAACUGAAAGAACGACCCAUCACCGUGUACGAACCAUUACAUCUGGACUUCUCCCGCGAUUCCCCCUCUUUGGGAUCACCCAAGAUUUCCAAACACGACCUUCGCUCCUUAGACUCCCUGCCCAUGGACUCUCCACAGCAGUCCAGAAACGAUUUGCGGUCUCUAGACUCUGAUUUCCGCGGAUUGGACUCCCCUAAAACAAAGUCGGAGUAUUUCCGCGAUGGAGGUUUGGACUCGCCGCGAAUGGUUCCUGGCAGGAACUUGCACCUGGAUGAGAACAGCCAGAUGGAUGAGAGCGGCUACUAUAGUCCAGGGGAUACGGGACGCAAGCAACAAGUCGUCAGGAGCAAGAGUGGGGUGAAUGUCGCAGAGUUCUGUGACCAACACUUCGACAGCUUCGAGGGAGUCGGGGCCGACGUCAGCAGUGGAGGAACCACUCCGGAACCGGUUUGCAACACCAACUGUUCGUGGUGCGGGCGGCGCGUGCGCGCGGGCGGGCUGGAGGCGCACUACUGGCGGCGCUGCGUGCUGCUGGCCCGCUGCCCGAGCUGCCACACCGCGCUGGAGGCCAGGACUCUGCAUGCGCACUUACUGGAAGAGUGUUCGAUGAGCGCGGGCGCGUGGAAGCAGUGCCAGAAGUGCGGCGCCGCGCUGCGGGUGGCCGACAGCGAGUACCACGUUAACUGCAUCCCGAUUGGUCUAGACGAAUGGAAGUGCCCCUACUGCCUCCACAACGUGCUGGCGCGUGACCUGCCCUGGCAGCGCCACCUCAUGCAGUGCUCCAGAAACCCCAGGAUCGCCCCCCAGUCCUAGCCACUAUAGGUACCAGGGCACCAGCAGUCGUGCAGAGGUAACAGGUUAGAGUAACAAUGUAUGUACGCGAAAUCUGAUAAGACAGGAUAAUAGAAUGUAAUAGUUACCGAUUGCACCCUAAGCUAGUAUGCCUACAGGGUACCGGAAGGUUAAUUGUAAUUUAAUUGGAGUUUUUUUGGUAAAUUAGGUACAUGAGAGUAAGUUUUUAGUUUUUAAAAUGAACUCAGUUUUGUUAUGCUACGACGUGUCGUAGCCCUCAGUGCUACGCUGCUACGAGUGUGCUACGAACGUGCUACGAUCUAGCUACGACCGUACUACGCCCGCAGCGUAGCACUUUGGCUGCAAAUUUGACUUCUGUUUAGAAAUUUGUUUUCGUUUGUUUUUUAUAAAAAAUCAUCAUUAAUUAUAAUUAUUAUGCUAAACUGCAAUUUAACCUUACAGGGUAGACGUAAUAAAACCGUGUUGGAUAAAAAAGAACCUAAACGAAGGUUGAUUUUUGUAACAUUCAUUGUUCAGUGUUAUGUUUUAUUACUUAUGUUAUUAUGUGGUGACAUAAAGUAGGUUAAUUGCUUUAAAAGUAAUCAUAACUGGAUCAUCAUGUUUAAUAGUAAAAAUAUAUACUAAUUCAUUAGCUCAUAACUUGUUGUCUGACUGAAAAGUCUAGUCAAUUAAUAUUUCAUCACGAUUUUUCAUAAAAUGACUACUUAAUUAAUUUUAAGAAAAUCUAGCGGACACUGAAUUGAUAAUAAAUAAUUUAAUUUAUCCUUUAUUGAAGAUACGCACAAGCAAGCAUGAUAUUUAAUUAUUAGGAUAAAUUGAAUAACUGUCUUUGAUUUUCAUACAAAAGUGUGUAUUGUCAAUUAUAACGAAGCUCCACAACGGAAAAAAAUACUUUUACUCACACAAUCUCAUAUACAGAGUGAUGCCAAAAUGGUAAUCUAAUAAUCCAAAAAGUGGUGAGGUGAAAGAACACAAAUUCACCAAGAAUGUAUCAAGGUUUAGCCCAGUAGCCCACUCUCUUUCGGCUUAUGAGAUUUACCCUGUACAAACAUACAUAUUUAUUUAGGUAAAUUAUUUAGAUUAUUUUCAAAUAGUUUCAUCAUCUAAGGUGUAUUAUGAUAUCACCAUUCGUUUUGGUAGUGCAAUUAGUAAAAUAUUCAGAAUUUUAAUAAAAUUUUGUUUUCGAAUGGAUUAGAGUUAAAAAACAUUUUCUAAAUGCAAGGCAGCUUAGAUUUUUUUUCUGUAUUUCAUCUUUUUUAUAAUUUAUUUGACAUGAAUUAGGGAAUAUUUUUUAUAACGAUUGGUAAAUGCAAUUAGUUUUGGAUUGUUAUCAUAAGAGAUUAAUAUACUAUUGCAGGGUCGAGCAUGAUAGCAAAACAUAACCGAAUUGCAUUUGCCAUAGUAUUUUGACAUUACUUAUUUGUAGUGUUUUGUCAGUAAGUUACAUUUUAAACCCGAAUUACAGCCUUGCAUCUAAAUUACUAGUCAGUUUUUUUUUUAUAUUACAGAAAUCAUUAUCUACAGUGGACUAUUUACUAUUUUCUCUAGAAUAACUUGUUUUGAAAAUAUUAUUUUAUACUAUAUAUGUUCAUGAAUCCAAGAAACAUAAGGAGUAGCUAGGUACUUGAUACAAUUAAAUAUUCUAAUUAAGAACGUGGAAAAUCUGAUUCUGUCCAGCUCAGUCCGAACUGCAAUACCGUCUCUCCAUCUACAGAUAGUACAAAUUAUUACUAACGUUUAAAUAUAUAUUUAAACAUUUUUGUUAUGGAAAUCUUUUUUGGAUAAACAUAUUUGGUUCAAUACAUAUUUGAAUUAUUACGAUACUCAUAAAUCAUUUUGUGUCAUGGCAUCAGCGUAACACACUAAGUGUCUUUUUCACAAUGUGGAGAUAAAAGUUAUCUGAUAAAAGUGAUGCUGACGUGAAACUGUAUAAACAUGAUUUCUGUCAUUGUGAACCAAGCACUAAGUAGUUGCGCUGACGCUUAGCUUUGGGUCCAAACAACUUCAUAAUUCCAGAAUUUGGCUGCGAUUACACUUUGGUUCUUUGUCAAACUAACCAUAUGUCAAAUUUUGAAAAAAUGAAUAGGCGGUUUGUUAGUUUGACAAGGUACCUACAAAGUGCCUGCCAACUACAGAAGUAUGAAGUUGUUCGAUUCGAACUGUAACUAGCUUUAUUUAACACAUAUAUGUAAUUUCGUUUGUAAAGUUUUUUAUUAUGAAAGACCAGUCAAAUGGAAAAAAAUAUCAAUUUAUAUAAUUAUUAUUCGCAAAAACCGAUGCCAAUUGUGAAAUCAAAUCUAGAGAACUAGCUAUAGGUAAUAAUUGAUUAAAGGGAAGUCGAGAUUAAGGUUUGUCAAUUUGUACAUAAUAUAGCAUAAAUUAUGGAAGGAUCAUUGGAUUCUCUACAUAGAUAUUAAAAAAAACAGCUGUCAUGUACAUAUAAGGGGCAGCCACGCAAUAGUGCGUAUUAGUAUAAAGAAAACUAGGGCUGUGCUAAAGAGUCGUCAGAUUUUAUAUAGGUAAUAAUAUUAUGUACAAUACGGAAACUGUAAAUAAAUUACUACAUAAUAUAAAUAAUAAGUCAAAAAAAGCAAAAAAUGGUAUAAAAAAGAAAAAAAAAUUCAAAAAAAAAAUAAAAAAAUAAAAAAAGUUAAGCCUACAAUAAAUUCACAGAAAUCAAAUGAAAUUCACGUUACUGGAACAUUUGUGAUUUAAUCCCACACAUACCUAACAGAUUCAGAAAUUAAGAGCAAAUGUCAUGACAUUCCGAUCAUACUAAACCGACACGCCAACUCAUUCGCGGCGAGUUUUCCUAUUGGGAACCCAAAAUAUGAUUAUCUCGUCUAAAAAAAUGUGAAUGUGAUAUUGUCAUGUAAGUACUUAAUUUUACAUAAUGAUUCAUUUAAGAACCAAGUAGUUAGAUGUUUUUUUAGACUGCGAAAUGUUUUGCGUUUUUUCAAAGAUAUUUUUUUUUUAUAAUUUUAUCUAAAGGUAUUGUGUUAUUAACCUUAUAAAAAGUCAUGUUGCCAAACACACGCAUUGUCAGUGUUUUUUUCUUCAAAAAGCAACGGUUUACAUGUGUGUGUGGGGGAUUGUAUGUGUGUGAGGAUCUAAUUCAAACAAAUAAACAUAGUAAUUGAAAUUAGUACUGAUUUUAACAAAAUCGGCUUUUGUUUUUUUAGAGUGAUGAAUGCUUAUGGAUAGUGUUCCUAAUAGAUAUAAAUAAAAAAAACGAUUAAAAACGGGAAUAGUAUGAGUUUAAUAGCAUUAAGUUAACUGGAAAUUUCAGUAAGAGUAAAGGUGAAUUUAAUUAUAAUUAGUAUUUGAAGUGUGACAGUUGCCAUCGACACGACAAGAAGAAGAAGUAUUUGAUUGUAGAGGGAGCCUAAAAAAUUAACUACCUAUAACUA
Plutella xylostella (diamondback moth) is the source of this 7266-nucleotide messenger RNA. NCBI's taxonomy places the organism in Eukaryota, Metazoa, Arthropoda, Insecta, Lepidoptera, Plutellidae. The record is from RefSeq and is a predicted model, not a curated record.